This is a messenger RNA of Xyrauchen texanus (razorback sucker), 3448 nucleotides long. It is a transcript of the gene cnih2, whose product is annotated as cornichon family AMPA receptor auxiliary protein 2. Gene Ontology annotation, biological process: regulation of AMPA receptor activity; vesicle-mediated transport. Lineage: Eukaryota; Metazoa; Chordata; Actinopteri; Cypriniformes; Catostomidae. Gene Ontology annotation, cellular component: dendrite; synapse. The transcript has 8 exons. The record is from RefSeq and is a predicted model, not a curated record. Bases 886 to 1338 code for a protein of 150 amino acids.
GAAAAAGACUCUGAGCUCCCUCUGCCCCUCACAUCUCUUGAGGGAAUGAGAGAGUACGCUGAAAAGCAGGACAGAAAAGACAGGGAUGGAGGAGAAGACUGUUGAAUGCAGUUAGGCAUCACAUUCAGAGUCUGGCUUUUCAUACCUGGUAGCAGAGCACCAAAAAGCCAAUGAGAAUCUGUGAUGGGACUGACAGUGACACCCAGAGCAAGACAGACCAGAGAUUUCUGACAUGUUGUCGACCCAGAUUGAUGGAAGGAAAAUGAGGGGAGAGAGAACAACCAUAGACAUACUUGUGCCGCUGCUUCAGAAAACAGAUUGUAUACCAAGGACGUUCAUCCUCCUAUGGCCGAUGUGUCAACAAGAUAUCUUUUAGGUAUUCUGCUGUAAAUAAGAUGUGUGGACCCAGUGUACAGCACUAAUCUUAGAGACGGGGGAAGGGACCGAUUCUCCACACACAUACAAAAACCCCUCUGCCAAUCACAGAGAAAGAGAGCGGGUGAAGGGAGACAGCAGAGAGAGUAAAAAGAGGAAACAGCUCUAGCAGUUAUCUUUUGUGGACAGCACCCAAGACAGAGAAAAACACACAUACACACACGUUUAAAGACGGUCCUGCCAGCGGAGGCGGAUAACCAACAGACAGAAGCAGAGAGAGCCAGACACGUCACCAGAAGAUCAGAAGAUCACCUGGACCAAAAGUGUUAAUAAGAGGAAGUUGUUGGCUACUUCCCUAAAGAGGGUUAGAGUGGGGGCAGCACAUUAACAGAAAAAGAAAGACAGAGAGAGAGAGAGCAGGGGAAGUCUCCCCCUCGCCCUCUCUCGACCCGGAUCACCGUCAGGCUGGCUGGAACAGCCACGGCCUUCACCUUUGCGGCCUUUUGCUACAUGUUAACACUGGUGUUAUGCGCUGCCCUCAUCUUCUUCGUCAUCUGGCAGAUUAUUGCAUUUGAUGAGCUGCGCACAGACUUCAAAAACCCCAUCGAUCAGAGCAACCCCACCAGAGCGAGAGAAAGAAUACUAAACAUCGAGAGAAUUUGCAACCUCCUCCGAAGGCUGGUGGUUCCAGAAUAUUCCAUCCAUGGGCUGUUCUGUCUGAUGUUCAUGUGUGCAGGAGAGUGGGUAACUUUGGGCCUUAACAUCCCCCUGCUUCUCUAUCAUCUCUGGAGGUUUUUCCACCGUCCUGCUGAUGGGUCUGAAGUUAUGUAUGAUCCAGUGAGUGUGAUGAAUGCAGACAUCCUGAAUUACUGCCAAAAAGAGUCCUGGUGCAAGCUGGGUUUCUACCUUCUCUCCUUCUUCUACUAUCUGUACAGUAUGGUGUAUGCUUUGGUCAGCUUCUAGUUGAUUAGAUCAAAAGGACAGAGGACUAUGAAAGGAAGGAGAGAGAAGACAAAUCAAAGACAAAACCAUGCCGUGCUCUCUUCUCCCUCAUCCGCAGACCUCUCCAGUGCUGAUCUUGUUCAGCUCCUCCUCAGAUCUCCUGGGUGGGGAUGGACGAAUGUAGAAAAAGCUCAAGAUGAGGAGGCAUUUAAAGCUGUCAAUGCAAAGCUGCCUCAAUCACUGCCAUUAAUAAACUAAAAGGCAGGUGGUAACAUGGACCAAAAGAAAAUGAUUGCAAUAGAGAGGGGGAGGGAAAAGGCUCAGGCAGCGUAGAUGUUUUGUAACACCAUUUAAUUUCUCAAGGGCUGCUGUACAAUUCGCUGCUCAUAGCAACAACCGGUUCUUAAUGUCUGCGAAGAGACACAAACAUUCUGUUGAGACAAUUACAGAAUGUGCUACCUUGAGUUUAAAUUGAUAGGCCGUGGACUUUAUGUUGCAAUGUCUUUUUGUUCUAAAAACAUUACACAACUGCAUUUCUUUUGUGGAAAAACUUUUGUCAAAGUAUUAUAUUUCUGCAAAAAAUUUGCUAUUUCAGUAUUUGUGGUCGUUAUAGGAACCUAUAAAUUUACCCUCAAUGUAGAAAUAAAAUAUCAUGGAUUAAAUUAAUAUAUAGCUCAGUUGUUGCAGUUUAGUCAGGGUAGUUCACACAGAAGUUUACAAUGAUAUUUUAAGCAAAACAACCAAUGAGAUAAACAUCAAAAGCCGGAAAAACUGUUGGAGCAGUGUCACGUCUGAGGAACUUUCAUAAGAGCAAUUGAGACAUUUUUGGGCUCAUCCAUCAUGGGCAGCGGUGAGGAUGAACAGUCAAGCAGAACGGCCAUUCCUCUGUGAGAUCCUUAAUUGAAAUGGGCAUGUAGGAGAGAUCUGACCCCAACCUCUGCCGGAGUUCAAAUACUCAAUAGACUGUGACAAAUCAUAAAAGCACUUUUGGAAUGCCAACAGAUGUACUGUAGCAAACAACAGAGAAAGACUCAUUUGAGCAAGUGGGCUGAUGUGCGUGAGACAGUCAAACACAGUAGGCCGUGAUGCAGAUGAUGGAAACAUUUCUUUACGAUGAUUGGACAGCAUCAAGGAUGAUGACAACAAAUGACAAUUUAACCUUGAUGAUGAUUUCACAUCAAACAGCUUUUCAGGCAUUCUUAUGUGUUGUCAGACUAUAUACACAACAUAUAUCUGAUGCCACUUUGUCCUAUAUUUAUGAGGGUCAUAGGACCACACCCUCACUUUGCCUCAAGUUGAGUUCCUGUGUUGUGUUGUGCCCAUAAGUCUGCUAAACACGUCGAUUAACAACCAUUAUUAUAUAAGCCAUGUGUAAUUCACACUUUGUAGAUUAAUAGAUUUGCAGAGUGCAUCACUUUUGAGGCCAGAACCACAUGAAUCCGUUUUCGUUUGAGAGCAGUUGUCGUUUCCCGAGGUAUGUGUUCUUAAGGUAUGCAGACGAGUAGUGUGAAUAGAUUUCGGACAUACUUCAUCUGGGAAUGUGGGUAUUAUCCUGUGACCCGAUGAUGUUAAUGACACUAAUGGCGUAAGGAAACUAAAGAAGCAGGUUUCAAGCAUAAAUUGAUUAAGUGUUGAUGUGAGUCUCUGCACUAGCUAGAAAAGCUUCAUUACGAAAUACCUGUGUGGGUUAAUUAUUACAUUCUCGUAUACACACAUUUCAGUAAACAAUUGAGUACUUCAAUGAAAAUGACAGUCCGAGUGCUUUUUAGCCACAUUGCUGGCUAGGUUUGACCUCCUGGGCACUCAUUCCAUCCUGGCUUUCACUUGAUUUACCUAAAAAUGUGAACAUACCUUGGACAAUCACAAAAAGCACAACAAAGGAAUAUGGACACAGAGAGGAAUGACUAGGGUCUUCAUUAGGGACAUAAUCACUGAAUGUCUUUUUGUGAUUUAAUAUUAGUUAACAUGCAGUAUCUACAUUUAAGAAUACCUGCAUGACAAUGUCUUUUAUACAAAACUCAUUAAUGUAUGCUACAGCACCUUUGGUAACUUUAAUGGUCUGUAUUCGGUUGAAUACACACUAAUAUCUUAAAUACUCCAAAAGCAAUUCCACAUGUUCUAAUAAAACAAC